GGGACGCCUGAGUUUGUGGCCGUGUCUCAGUGCGUCCAUUACUUUGAGUGGAGGACGUACGCCGCCUGCAAGAAAGACAAGUUCAAGCCACACAAAGAGGUUCCAUGCUACGCCUUUGACUCAGACGGUAAGAAACACGACUUGAACCCUCUGAUCAAAAUCAGAGAGGGUUAUCUGGUGGACGACGGCAACGACAGCAUCGACUUCUACAUCAACAUCUGCCGCAGCAUCAAUUAUCCAGAGAAAUCAUGUCCAGAAGACUCUGCAGCUUGUCUGGUCACCACGAACGGCUCCUACAACAUGGGCUCUCCCUCCGGUCGUCUGGAGCUGGUGGGCAGUGACAGUCUGAGGAUACAGUACGAGCUCAGCCCCGAUUCGACCUCUCCGGACAUCUGUCAUGACGAGAAACCCGCCGUCACCAUCACAUUCACGUGUCCGUCCAGCAGACACUCGGGCGACAUUCCCCGGAUGACGGCGGGCUCGAACUGUCGCUUCGAGGUGCUGUGGGUGACAGAAUACGCCUGUCACCGGGAUUAUCUGGAGAGUCACAACUGCAGACUGACCAGCGAGCAGCACGACAUCGCCAUAGACCUGACGCCGCUCACGCUGAGCUCAUCAGAUCAUCCGUACUACGCUCACUCCGAGUCCACGGACGGCGUGGAAACCUACGUGUACUACCUGAACGUGUGCGGGCACAUCCUGAACGACGAGUGCGGCGGCGACGCGCUGGUCUCGUCCUGUCAGGUGAAGAAGAGCGGAGACAUGAAGAAGGUGGCGGGAAGAUACCAGAACCAGACGUUACGCUAUUCAGACGGAGACCUGACGUUGAUUUACCCUGACGGUGACGAAUGCUCCUCAGGCUUCCAGAGAAUGACCAUCAUCAACUUUGAGUGCAACCAGACGGCAUCCAACGGCGGUCGAGGGAAUCCUGUUUUCGCAGGCGAGACGGACUGCACGUACUACUUUGUGUGGCAGACGGCGUUUGCCUGCGUCAAAGAGAAGGAGGAUCUGCUGUGUCGCCUCAGAGACGGCAACAAACACUAUGACCUUUCACCCCUCACCAGAUAUCCAGGCACAGACGCCAGUGGGAACUGGGAGGCCGUCGACGCCAACUCCAUCAAGCCAAACUCGCGUAUCUACCUGAACGUGUGUCACAAAGUGGUGCAGACAGGGGGCGCCACCGUCGACUGCCCAGUGAACGCUUCAAUCUGUGCCGUAGAUGCCGCCCUCGGAUCCGUCAGCCUCGGCAGCUUCCUCUCGUCUCCUCAGAAAACCAAAGUGGGGAACGACAUCAGACUGGUCUACACGGAUGGCAGCUUCUGCAAAGCCAAGACCAGGAUCCAAACCAUUCUGACCCUCAAGUGCAAACCAGGAGAUCUGGAGAGCGCUCCUGUCCUGCGGACGGUUUCGUCUAACGGCUGCGUGUACGAGCUGGAGUGGUACACGGCUGCUGCCUGUGUCCUCUCCAAGACACAAGGAGACGACUGCAGGGUGGAGGACGCUCAGGCUGGCUUCUCCUUCGACUUGUCGCCUCUCACCAAAGACGGCGGCUUCUACAACGUCACCAGCGGGAACUACGACUACUACGUCAACGUGUGCGGCGCCGUCAAAGCCGCCAACUGUCCCGCGACGGCCGGAGCGUGUCAGGUUGAAAAGAGUUCUUGGAAUCUCGGGGAAGCGAACGCCCGCCUGUCGUACUACGACGGCCUGAUCCAGCUGAGCUACGCCAACGGCUCGCAGUACAACAACAAAGAGCACACGCGCAGAUCCACGCUCAUCUCCUUCCUCUGUGACCCAGAAGCCGGAGCUGGGAGUCCAGAAUACCAGGUUGAAGACAAGUACACGUAUAACUUCCGCUGGUACACGUCCUACGCUUGUCCCGAGAGGCCUCACGAGUGUCUGGUGACCGAUCCGCUGACGCUGGAGCAGUACGACUUGUCCAGUCUGUCUCGCUCCGUCACCAACAGCAACUGGCAGUCCAUGGAUCUGUCGGACACCACCAACCUGAGGAAGUACUACAUCAACGUGUGCCGGCCGAUCAGCGCCGUGCCGGGCUGCGACCGCCACGCGUCCGUCUGCCAGAUGAAGUACAUCCCAGAGCAGGGGAUUCUGGAGGAAGUGGUCGCCGUGAGUAACAUGGGAGUUUCCAAGCGCGGUCCCGUCGUGGAGGGACAAGACAAACUGCUGCUGGAGUUCACCGACGGCUCCGUCUGCGAGUCUGAGGGUCUGAAGCUCACGUACACGACACGCAUCCACCUGGUCUGCUCCAGAGGAACUGUGUCUGCAGGCCCGCGCUUCCUCAUGUACCAGAACUGUACUGCCAACUUCAUGUGGGAGACCCGAGCGGCCUGUGCCAUCAAAACCACCAAGAACAACAGCUGUGCCGUCGUCGAUCCCAACACUGGUUUUGAAUUUAACCUCCUGCCUUUGGCGACAGAGUCUGGAUACAAGCAGAGCGCUAAUGGAAAAGACUUCCUGGUGAACAUCUGCUCAGACAUGGCGGGGUGUGGUCAGGGCGUGGCUGGCUGUGAGCUGUAUGACGGACACGUCUCCAGUCCAGUGGGCGUGGAGAGGACGCUGCAGUAUUCCACCGACGGUCUCCUCCAACUGACGUACAAGGGACCGCUGGACGACCCCACAGCGACUCGCGACACCUUCACCAUAAACUUUGUGUGCGAUCCCAACUCUCACGCGGGUUCGCUGAAAGUGCUGCGCGAGGAGCUGAGCUCUCUGCCCAACCACGUGGUCCACGACGUCCUCUUCGAGUUCUCCACCGCUCUGGCCUGCGUCCCCUCCCCCGUCGACUGCCUGAUCACCGAUCCUCACGGGAACGAAUACGACCUGAGUCACCUGGCCCGGGACGAAGGAGACAGUCCCUGGAUCGCCAUAGAUACCGACUCAGUCAAGUCGCGCAGCUUUUACAUCAACGUGUGCAAACCUCUGCCUCCAGUCACAGGAUGUCCAGGUGAGUGAAAGUGUUUCUUUCACUGUAAUGUCAAAAUGUCACA
Molecule: messenger RNA, 3008 nt
Organism: Solea senegalensis (Senegalese sole)
Lineage: Eukaryota; Metazoa; Chordata; Actinopteri; Pleuronectiformes; Soleidae
Product: cation-independent mannose-6-phosphate receptor-like
Exons: 21
Biological process (GO): lysosomal transport
Cellular component (GO): late endosome; plasma membrane; trans-Golgi network
Molecular function (GO): insulin-like growth factor binding; D-mannose binding; signaling receptor activity
Source: RefSeq, a predicted model, not a curated record